Knipowitschia caucasica is the source of this 2100-nucleotide messenger RNA. Lineage: Eukaryota; Metazoa; Chordata; Actinopteri; Gobiiformes; Gobiidae. The record is from the annotation of a GenBank genome assembly.
AUGUCCCGGGAAUCUGUCGUGGCGCUCACCGAGGAGCUAAGUCCGUACAUCGAAGGGCAAACGACAAAUAUGAGGGCACCCAUUGAUCCUCUAAAACGGGUCGCUCUGACGCUUUAUUAUUUAAGCGACAAAGGAAGCCUACGGAAGACUGCAAACGCCUUCGGUGUGUCGCGCCAGGCCGUGUCUGUCAUCGUUAGGCAGAUCUGCAGGACGAUCUCCAUCCACCUCGGUCCCAGGUACGUCCGACUGCCUUUCACGGAGCAAGACGCUACGGAGCUGGUUGUGGGGUUUCAACAGACUCAUGGCAUGCCCCAAUGUUUAGGAGCAGUUGACGGCACCCAUAUUGAAAUCAAACAACCGUCUGUCAACUCCACGGACUAUAUAAACAGAAAAGGCAAGUACACCCUGAAUGUACAGGCAGUGUGCGAUUACAAGUACCGAUUUAUGGAUGUUGUCAUCAAGUGGCCUGGAAGUGUGCACGACGCACGGAUCUUUGCCAAUUCAGAGCUGAAUCUGUCACUGAAAAAUGGCAAGAUCCCGCCUCUUAAAAGGCGGAUUGUGGAUGAUGAGGAGCCUAUAUCCAUUUUCCUUCUCGGUGAUCCUGCGUACCCACUGCUGCCUCAUCUGAUGAAGGAGUUCUCCAACGCAUCUCUCUGCGCUGCCUUACGACUGGAGGAGGCAGCAGACUUUCAACAAAGUCUGACGACUGUGGCGAGUCAGUGGGCAGCUCCGAGGUCGAUGAAGACGUCUCGACCAGGAGGAGGAGGUCAGAGUGUGAGGAGGAGGAGGAGGUCAGAGUGUGUGGAGGAGGAGGAGGUCAGAGUGUGUGGAGGAGGAGGAGGUCAGAGUGUGAGGAGGAGGAGGUCAGAGUGUGUGGAGGAGGAGGAGGUCAGAGUGUGUGGAGGAGGAGGAGGUCAGAGUGUGUGGAGGAGGAGGAGGAGGUCAGAGUGUGAGGAGGAGGAGGAGGUCAGAGUCUGUGGAGGAGGAGGAGGUCAGAGUGUGAGGAGGAGGAGGUCAGAGUCUGUGGAGGAGGAGGAGGUCAGAGUGUGUGGAGGAGGAGGAGGUCAGAGUGUGUGGAGGAGGAGGAGGUCAGAGUGUGUGGAGGAGGAGGAGGAGGAGGAGGUCAGAGUGUGUGGAGGAGGAGGAGGAGGUCAGGGAGGAGGAGGAGGUCAGAGUGUGAGGAGGAGGAGGUCAGAGUGUGAGGAGGAGGAGGAGGUCAGAGUCUGUGGAGGAGGAGGAGGUCAGAGUGUGAGGAGGAGGAGGUCAGAGUCUGUGGAGGAGGAGGAGGUCAGAGUGUGUGGAGGAGGAGGAGGUCAGAGUGUGUGGAGGAGGAGGAGGUCAGGGAGGAGGAGGUCAGAGUGUGUGGAGGAGGAGGAGGUCAGAGUGUGUGGAGGAGGAGGAGGUCAGAGUGUGUGGAGGAGGAGGAGGAGGUCAGGGAGGAGGAGGAGGUCAGAGUGUGAGGAGGAGGAGAGUCUGUGGAGGAGGAGGAGGUCAGAGUGUGAGGAGGAGGAGGUCAGAGUCUGUGGAGGAGGAGGAGGUCAGAGUGUGAGGAGGAGGAGGAGGUCAGAGUGUGUGGAGGAGGAGGAGGUCAGAGUGUGUGGAGGAGGAGGAGGUCAGAGUGUGUGGAGGAGGAGGAGGAGGUCAGGGAGGAGGAGGAGGAGGAGGUCAGAGUGUGUGGAGGAGGAGGAGGUCAGAGUGUGUGGAGGAGGAGGAGGAGGUCAGGGAGGAGGAGGAGGUCAGAGUGUGAGGAGGAGGAGGUCAGAGUGUGAGGAGGAGGAGGAGGUCAGAGUCUGUGGAGGAGGAGGAGGUCAGAGUGUGAGGAGGAGGAGGUCAGAGUCUGUGGAGGAGGAGGAGGAGGAGGUCAGGGAGGAGGAGGUCAGAGUGUGUGGAGGAGGAGGAGGUCAGAGUGUGUGGAGGAGGAGGAGGAGGUCAGGGAGGAGGAGGAGGUCAGAGUGUGAGGAGGAGGAGGUCAAAGUCUGGAGGAGGAGGAGGUCAGAGUGUGAGGAGGAGGAGGAGGUCAGAGUCUGUGGAGGAGGAGGAGGUCAGAGUGUGAGGAGGAGGAGGUCAGAGUCUGUGGAGGAGGAGGAGGUCAGAGUGUGA